UAUAUAAUCAUCGUGACCUGGUAAUCGUCGAGGAUGAUCUUCGUUUUCGGUAUUAAUGCUCCGAGCUCGUUGAUCUUUGUGUGUAUCCCUUCUUUCCCUUGAAAGGGUCUUUUUUGGGAGGUUUAAUCCCAAUUUCUCUUUCUUAGAUACCAUGUAUUUCACAACAUUCUCUCUUUUCUUCUUCUCUUCGGUCAUCGCCCUCGUCCAGGCAUGGCUGCCCACAGACGGAAGUCAUACACUAUCUGCCUUCACUAAUGGAGGAACGAGUAAAAUCCGAGGGGUCAACUUAGGCUCGCAUUUCGUCUUCGAACCAUGGAUGGCGCAGUCAUAUUGGAAAGAUACUUUGGGAUGCAAGGAUUCCGGUGGUAGUGGCUAUCAUUCCGAAUGGGAUUGUGUUCAGGGGAUUGGACAAGAUGCUGCCAAUUCGGCCUUUCAGCGGCAUUGGAGCUCGUGGACUUCUCAGGAAGAUAUCAAUACUAUGAUUUCAUAUGGGUUGAACACUAUCAGGAUCCCUGUUGGAUUCUGGAUCAAUGAAGACCUCAUUAACGACGGCGAGUAUUAUCCCAAAGGUGGCGCAUUCGAUAACCUGCGCAACGUCUGCCGAUGGGCUGCUGCUGCUGGGAUGUAUGUCAUCCUGGAUCUCCAUGGGAUGCCUGGUGUUCAGACACCAAACCAAGCCUUCACUGGAAGAUACACACCCAAUACGGCAUUCUAUGAAUCCGACCCCGACGCGGAGCGGGCGUAUACAUUCUUUGAAUGGAUUAUCGAGAAUAUCCACAGCAGCGACGACUUCUCGAAUGUUGGAACCGUCGAGAUUAUCAACGAGCCUCUGCAGAACACUGUAAACGCUCAGACAUCCUGGCUUGUUAAGACCUUCUACCCAACCGCCAUCGAUCGCAUCCAACAGAAAGAGGCAUCGCUGGGCGUGUCUGACAGUGAUAAGGUCCACGUUAUGACGAUGGACGACCUCUGGGACGCUGGCGGAAACCCUACUUCAUCUCUGACAUCCUCUCAGCAGGAGCGUCUCCUCUUCGACGAUCACAACUAUGAAUCUUACUCUAUCAGUAGCGCCCAGAACAUCAGUGACUUCGUCAGCUUUGCCUGCAAGGACAACCGCGAGUCAGCCGUGAAUCCCAAAAUCGUGGGCGAAUGGAGUUUAAGCUUCUCUAACUCCGGAGACGCAUUCACUCCUAUGACCGACCACGUUAGUGAUUACUCGAACUGGUUCUCGGCCCAGCAGCAGCAGUAUGAGAAGCUGAAUGGCUGGGUCUUCUGGAGCUGGAAGACCGACUUGACCAAUAACGCUGAGCAGUGGACUUAUCAGAAGGCCGUCGAAGCUGGAAUCAUUGACAAAGAUCUGAACAAGCAGCUCACGAAGUAUAAAUGCUAGAUGCAGCUGAGCCACGAUGACGGUUCGCAGAGCGGGGAUUUGCGAACGCAGUCCGCAUAUAUGAUGCGACUAUUCACAUAUGAGGGAACGAUUAUAAUCAUGAAUAUAAUUUAAUUGUGAUGUUUGCAGUAUAUAGUUUAAUAUGCUCCGUCCCACUGGGCGGGCUUAUACACGCAUGUUAGGACUGUUAUGCUAAUGAAGGCAUAACUGAGAUCUGAAUUAUC
Molecule: messenger RNA, 1614 nt
Organism: Paecilomyces variotii
Lineage: Eukaryota; Fungi; Ascomycota; Eurotiomycetes; Eurotiales; Thermoascaceae
Product: glucan endo-1,6-beta-glucosidase B
Exons: 5
Coding region: 152-1390 (412 amino acids)
Biological process (GO): glucan catabolic process
Cellular component (GO): extracellular region; cell surface
Molecular function (GO): beta-glucosidase activity
Source: RefSeq, a predicted model, not a curated record